AUGCAGCUGAAACUUGCUGCUGAUCAUCGGUCUGAGAUCUUGAUGCUCGGUAUGUCAGGUUUUGACGCUCUGGGAUCAAAGAAAGACAUGCCAGUGGAUGGUGAGGGUGUAGAACCUGAUAUCACCUCCAAGUUCCAUAGCCAAGAUAACGAGAUGUCAAUUCCAAGAGUGAUGGGAGGGCAAGGCAUGCCGACAGAUGUCUCCGCACAGCUCUACAGAACCUUUCGACCAGGCAUGAAGUUGAUCCUUAGAGGACGAGAUCAUCCCCGGAGCUCCGAGAUGAAAGAGAGAGCUCAGGGAGAUCCCAUCGGGUGUAUGAUAGUGGGAGCAGGAAUGCGCGAUGGACCCAAGGAUGCUUCAUCGCAGGGAGAGUUUUACCUUGACUGUCAAUUCCUUGCUGUGCGUGCAGACAGGCUGUGGGCCCUGGUCGUCUCAUUUCGCGUUUCUGGAUUCAGCGGAUUUGUAGAGCACGACUUUCCGUUAGUCCCUUUGACAGACGAAGCGACUGAGAGAAGGAUGGCAGAUCGAUUCGAAGCGCUGCAGGCAUACCAUCAGGGGUGUCAUGCGUUCGAGUAUCCUCGUUCCGCUUUCUUGCCGUGGGGAUCGGAGGCUCCUUCGUCUUCCCCGCACGGCAGAAUUGUGCUAGACUCUCAAGAGAGCCUCAAGUACUUGGAGGGUGCUACAUCCUCGAAGCAUGCAGGUCAACAAACGAGGGAGGAAAGCGAGGGCUCCUUGGGAUACUACUUUGAGAACCUUCUCUUCCAGCUACUCCAUCAUUUCUGCAUCAACGACGACAGGGUCGCGGUAGCAAAAGUGCGCGUUCUCCCAUCAUCCUGGCCGAGGUCGCCAAUGGAGAAAAGAGCCAUGCAUGAGCUCCGCUCGUGUGCAAUCCCAGUCGUUGCUGGCUACUCUCUCUCCCAACGACGAUGGGGUCAUGUGCUCAUCGAUCGUGUCUCCCCAGUGCUGUACAACAAUCAUGCUUUCCAUGAUGUGCUCAUGAGUCAGAAAAAGAAGAUCAUGUUGCUCGCUGCUGUUGAAGGACACGCACUGCAAGUUGGGGGAGGGGCAACGGUUGUCAUGCUACAUGGAAGUCAUGGAGUUGGGAAACGAUUCAUCGUAGGAGCGAUCGGAGACGAGCUGAAGCUGCCAGUGCUGAGGAUUUCCAUCAGUCAGCUGUGCCUGGAGCUUGAGACUUUCCGAGAAAGCUUGCUCUCUGCUCUAAGCCUCGCUACGAGAUGGAGGGCGAUGGUGUUCUGCGAGCAUGUGGAGUGCCUGUCUUCCAUGUCAGGCAGCCUGGACUACAUCUUCGCAGAGAUCAUCCGGUCUUAUGACGGGCUUGUGUUCAUGACCACGACACAGAUGUCGCAGUUGUCUUCUUGCUUACACGAGUGUUCAACCCUGACUCUAGAGAUCACCGAGCUCGAGGGCGAUGAGCUGAGUGCCAUGUGGGCGCGAGAGCUCUGCGAUACGUUGGAGCAAAUGAAGGCCAUUGGCAUCAUGCUGGAGGACGGCAUCGACUUGGUUCAGCUGUCGGGCGAGCCCAUGAAGCCUCGUCAGGUGAAGCAAGUUACUCGCGUUGCUGUCCACCUUGCAAGGACGGAAAGAAGCUCCUAUCUCCGUCAGGAUCACCUCAGGAGGGCUUUGUGCAUACAUUCUGAGCAGCAGGCCGAGCGGGAAGCGGCAGUCAAGUAA
Messenger RNA from Guillardia theta CCMP2712, 1692 nucleotides. RefSeq lists its product as hypothetical. The coding region runs from base 1 to 1692 and encodes 563 amino acids. The record is from RefSeq and is a predicted model, not a curated record. The transcript has 11 exons. NCBI's taxonomy places the organism in Eukaryota, Cryptophyceae, Pyrenomonadales, Geminigeraceae.